CUAACCUUAAGCGAGUCACGCGGCACCUCCCUCCCUCAUUUUUUUUUUGUUCUGAAUUCCCAUCCUUCCCUCGAUGUAUGCUCUGAGAGAGUGAGCACUGAGCAGUCCAUCCUCCAUUCGACCAUUCCUCCUCCUCCAUCCUUCUCACGCAGGAGCAGUGGUGCCUUCGUCAUCGCGAGUCCCAACCGCAGCGCUCUUCUCCGUCGCAGCCGUAGCAGAGAGCGCCAGCCGUCGUGAUAAACCGAGCAGCCCUCUCCUCGCCGAGCAAUAGCAGAAGUUCAAGACCUCUCCUGCAACUCAACAAUGUCUUCUUCGGAGAUUUUUGGUUAGAGCACUGAUAUAGUGAUAGUUGUAUCUGAAUCUUUGUUAAUUUGAUGUUGCUGCUCCUAAUCUGUUGUUGAUGGUCCUAAUUUUUAGUUUUCAGUAAAAUUUGUUGUUAUUGCUGGUCCUAAUUUGUUGGGAUUUCUCAUCUACUAUACCUUCUUCGCCGGUGACUCUCUCUUCUCUCUGUGUGUGUGUGUGCUCUAAUUUCUAAGCUGCAAGGUUUGUAUGCAAAUAGCAGAAUAUGGCAGAAGAGGAAUCAAAACCAUUGAACUUCAUACCAGAGGUUAUACUCAAGAAGCGAAAAAGCAACGAAGCAUGGGCUCUUAGGAAAAAGGCUCAAUUAGAGCGCUCCAACUUCCAACCUAACAAGAACAAGGACGCUACCAUAAAAAAGCCCGAGGAUUUUGUUAUUCAAUAUCGCAACAUGGAGCUGGACCUUAUUAGAAUGAAGCGCAGAGUAAAGAGGAAACUUCCACAGCUGAACUCAGACUCCAAGCCCUUAAUUGUCAUUCGGAUUCACGGGAAAAAUGAUAUGCAUCCGAAAACAAGAAAGAAUUUGUACAGCUUGGGGUUGAGAAGAGUAUUCAAUGCUGUCUUUUUGAAGCCAUCAGAUGGAGUGUUAGCCAAGUUGCAGAGGGUGGAACCAUUUGUUACCUAUGGAUACCCAAAUCUUAAGAGCAUAAAGGAGCUAAUCUACAAGAAGGGGCACAUGAAAAUAGAGAAGCGGAAAGUUCCGUUGACAGAUAAUAACAUUGUUGAGCAGGAAUUGGGGAAGUAUGGUAUUGUAUGCAUAGAAGACAUGGUGCAUCAGAUAUAUAAUGUUGGUCCACACUUUAAGGAAGUUAUCCAACUUAUGUGGCCCUUCGAUCUCAACAAACCAGUCGGAGGAUUGACAGGAUCAAAAACCCUUUUCAAGGAUGGUGGAGACUCUGGGAAUCGGGAGGAUGUCAUCAACGAAUUAAUCUCUAAAAUGAAUUAACCUUGAUCAUAUAUAUUGUAUCAAAAUUUUGAUCAUGUUUUUGAUGCCCCUAGGAUCUUGGCUUCAAGGUAUCUCAUUUUCUAGUUACUAUUGAUAUUGAUGUUCUUCAGAUAAAUUAAGAUAUGUUAGUCUUUCUUUUCUUUUGCUCUGUGUUUUGAUUACCAAUUUUUUUGACUUAAAUGGUGUUUAAAUUUUAGAGAAGUAAUAUAUUACUGAUGAUAUUUCAAUGUAUUAGAACAAAUAGAUAAUAUCAAAUGUAGAUUUCAUAA
Messenger RNA from Arachis ipaensis, 1572 nucleotides. RefSeq names its product large ribosomal subunit protein uL30z. Gene Ontology annotation, biological process: maturation of LSU-rRNA from tricistronic rRNA transcript (SSU-rRNA, 5.8S rRNA, LSU-rRNA). Gene Ontology annotation, molecular function: structural constituent of ribosome; RNA binding. Lineage: Eukaryota; Viridiplantae; Streptophyta; Magnoliopsida; Fabales; Fabaceae. Gene Ontology annotation, cellular component: cytosolic large ribosomal subunit. The record is from RefSeq and is a predicted model, not a curated record.